AUACGAGACCAUGCGAGCCCGGCCUAAACGUAGUUUCCCGCUCAAACCUCCCUCUCUCUGUGUCUAAGAAGGAGGAGCUCUCGAGUCUCCAAGGAAAAAAAUAAAAAAAAGAGUCCAAGCCUCCGAGAGAUGGGGGAAGUGACGAAGACGAUGGCGGCGGAGGACCCGAACGCGGUGGAGGCGCUGUCACUCGUCCCGCGGAGCGCGACUCUCUACGUGGGGGAUCUCGACCCGUCCGUCACAGAAACCGACCUUCUCAUCGCCUUCGCCAGCAUCGGCCCCAUCGCCUCCGUCCGCCUAUGCCGCGACCGCGCCUCCGGCGACUCCCUCCGCUAUGCCUACCUGAACUUCCACUACCUUCUCCAUGCCAAGAAAGCGAUCCGGUUUCUGAAUCACGUCCCUCUCAAUGGCAAGCCCAUGCGGAUCAUGUGGUCCCGCCGAGACCCGCUCUCAAGAAAGUCCGGCGUCGGUAAUCUCUUCGUUAAGAAUUUGGAGGAAUCGGUGAGCGGGAGGGAGCUGGAGGCCCUGUUCUCGUGGUAUGGGAUGGUGGAAUCGUGCAAGGUGGCGACAGAUGAGAAGGGGAGGAGCAAAGGAUUCGGCUUCGUCCAGAUGGAUUCGGAGAUGGCUGCCUUGGCGGCCAUUGAGGCCCUCAAUGGCGUGUUCUUAACUGAUUCAAGAAAGAGACUGUAUGUAUCAAAGUUCGUUAGAAAGAGUGAAAGGCAAACCCUGCACAAAGAACCAAUAGGCACCAAUCUUUAUAUAAAGAAUCUGGACUGGGAUAUCACAGACAAUAUUCUUCAUGACAAGUUCUCCAAAUAUGGGAAAGUCAUCAGUGCUGUUGUCAUGAAAGAUCAAGAUGGAAAGUCAAGAGGAUUUGGAUUUGUCAGCUUUGAGGUGCCAGAGCAUGCCAAGAUGGCUUUGGAGGCUAUGAAUGGCUCGAAACUUGGAUCAAAGUCUUUAUAUGUAGGACAUGCUCAGAAAAAAGCUGAACGUGAGAAGCUACUAAGGCUUCAGUUUUUGGAGAAUCACGGCCGACACUUUAAAGGGAUCCAGGGUUCAAAUGUGUAUGUGAAGAACCUCGAUGACUCAGUUGCUGAUGAAGCUUUGCGAGAAUAUUUUGCUGGAUGUGGGAAAAUAAUUUCAACAAAAGUGAUGCAUGAUAAAAAUGGUCUGAGCAGGGGAUUUGGAUUUGUGUGCUUCUCCUCCCCAAAGGAAGCAAGCAACGCUGUUGCAAAAUUAAAUGGGUCCAUGUUCCAUGGCAGACAUCUAUAUGUUGCAAUUGCUCAGCACAAGGAAGAUGGCCAUAAAGCUUUGCAGCUCCACUUUGCUAAUAUGCCAGCACAACAUGCUGGGCACUAUGGGCUUCCAUCAAUAUAUUAUACACCACAAUAUGGACAGCUUCAAAAUUCAGGGUACACUAGUUGGCAGCACAGGAUGGGUCAUUUUCUUGGGAAUCAAUACUUCGAGAUCCCUAAUCAAAUAAAGCAGCAAGCUUAUGCAACUGCUAGCUGUGCAAACAAGGUUCCCAUCCCUCUUCAAACAAAGAAUGAUCCAUUUGUUUCUCAGUUUCAUUAUCCUGUUUAUAGAGGGAAUCCGCUGCCGUGCUUAUAUAAUGCGCAGCCAAACAAAUAUGGGCAAUAUGGAGUCAUGAACAAUGGUUACUUUGAGGCUCCAUGGUCAUAUAAUGGUUACACUGAGGCUCCAUGUUCAUUCAAGUUUGCCAAGGCAGUGAAGAAUGCAUACUCUUCUCAGUUUAAGGUGCCAAAAUUGUAUGGAUCUGCGAAGGGGGUAAGUAAGAUGUGCUACACUGAGGCUUCCUCUCAUCUCUUAAAGGAACUGGACAGGGUGGUUGCAGCUGCAGAGCCUAAGCAGCAGACAUCAAUGAUUAGAGAACAACUCCAUCCUCUUGUUCAGAAGCUCGAGCCCGAGCAUUCAUCAGAAGUAACAGACAAGCUGUUGGAGAUGAAUGUCACUGAACUGCAUGAGAUUCUGUUGUCACCUGGUUUGCUAUCUCAACGGGUGGCAGAUGCAGUCCAAGUCUUGAAGGGAUUAAAGGAUAAGGCAGCUACAGAUGAGAUUGAUGGGCAGCAGAUGCAGCCCAAGUCCUGAACGGAGUAAAGGCUAAGGCACCUACAGAUGAGAUCCACAUUGCUGGCCAACUGUAAAACAAAAUAAUAGGUUCACCUUGCCAACUUCAGCAACUUGAAGUCGCGAUGCUUUUCCUGGAUAAACCUGUGGUUUUGUUGUAUUCUUUUCCUGGAGAGCAUCAGUUCAUGUUGUUAAUUGAGCUGUAUCUUGUCUCAUUGCAUGAGUAAGCAACCCUAUCUUGU
Messenger RNA from Elaeis guineensis (African oil palm), 2330 nucleotides. The record is from RefSeq and is a predicted model, not a curated record. NCBI's taxonomy places the organism in Eukaryota, Viridiplantae, Streptophyta, Magnoliopsida, Arecales, Arecaceae.